AUGUUCGCUACAGCAUCCCUCUCCAUGAUGUCCAAGAAGGCACCUCCCAACAAGGUUAUGACAGCCUACGGUGUCUUCCUCACGGCCGCGCUGGCAGUCUACCACUUCAUCGCGAACGGCGAGUUCUCGGCAAUCCUGACACUGGCAGUCAUCUUCCAGUGUCUGGGCUUCGCCUUGCUCUGCGUGCAGGUCCUGCUGACCGGCACCUGCGCUGGCAUUUCCGCCCGAGCGCUGGCACUGGACGCUUGGGCUUUGUGCUUUCGCCUGUCGUCCACUCUGUGGUUGAAUGGCUACCUGCCCGUGGACGCCUCUGGGGACUGGGCCUACCAGGCCGUGGAUAUCGUGUCCCUCGUGUUGGUCCUGUGGCUACUGCAUUCAUUGCUUUUGGAGAAGAAGCACACGUACCAGAAAGAGCAGGAUACCUUUCCUGCAACUCCUGUCGUACUGGCCUGUCUCGUGUUGGCAAUCUUCUUUCACGCUGACAUGAACUCGCGACCGAUCUUUGACACCCUUUGGAUGGCAGGUCUGUUCAUCAGCGCCGUGGCAGUCUUGCCUCAGCUGUGGCUCAUCUCCAAGACCGGCGGCAAGGUUGAGCCGUUGACCAGCCACUACAUCGCAGCGAUGGCCAUCAGCCGGGCCUUGAGCGGUGUCUUCAUGUGGCAUGCACGCUUCGACAUCACCUGCGCUCCGUGGGUGUCUGGCUUCAACCAUGCCAUCUGGGUCCGAGACAUGCUGACUUUGAGCUCUAGCCGUGUCAAACGUGGCAGCUUUGUGGUUGACUUGCAGGCAGGCUCAGAUUUCGCAAGCUGCGGCACUAUGCUUCUCUGCAGGUCCCGUUCAUACCUCUACGUUCUCUUGACUCUCAGGCCGUUUGCGCGCUAUGCUCGCUACAUCGUCCCUCUCCAUGAUGGCCAAGAAGGCACCUCCCAACAAGGUUAUGACAGCCUACGGGUGCUGCCGGCUACUUGCUGCACCACGCUGUGCUGGGCUGUGCUGGGUCGUGGUGCCAUUGUCUUCCUCACGGCCGCGCUGGCAGUCUACCACUUCAUCGCGAACGGCGAGCGCGUCAUCUUCCAGUGUCUGGGCUUCGCCUUGCUCUGCGUGCAGGGCACCUGCGCGGGCAUCUCCGCCCGAGCGCUGGCACUGGACGCUUGGGCAUUGUGCUUUCGCCUCUCGUCCACUUUGUGGCUCCAUGGCUACUUGCCUGUGGAUGCCUCUGGGGACUGGGCCUACCAGGCCGUGGACAUCGUGUCCCUGGUCUUGGUCCUCUGGCUGCUGCACUCGCUGCUUUUGGAGAAGAAGCACACAUAUCAAGAGGAGCAGGUACUGACCUGUCUCGUGUUGGCAGCCAUCUUUCACGCUGACAUGAACGCGCGACCUAUCUUCGAUACCCUGUGGAUGGCAGGUCUAUUCAUCAGCGCCGUGGCAGUCUUGCCUCAGCUGUGGCUCAUCUCCAAGACCGGGGGCAAGGUUGAGCCCGCAACCUAG
Molecule: messenger RNA, 1488 nt
Organism: Symbiodinium natans
Lineage: Eukaryota; Dinophyceae; Suessiales; Symbiodiniaceae
Source: the annotation of a GenBank genome assembly